Messenger RNA from Eutrema salsugineum, 1476 nucleotides. RefSeq lists its product as uncharacterized. The transcript has 4 exons. Lineage: Eukaryota; Viridiplantae; Streptophyta; Magnoliopsida; Brassicales; Brassicaceae. The coding region runs from base 234 to 1139 and encodes 301 amino acids. The record is from RefSeq and is a predicted model, not a curated record.
UACAAAGCGCCAGGAGAUUCGCGAUCUACGAGAUGGUAUCUAACUUCAGAUUUUCAAGUGUCGAAGAGAGAAAUCAAAAUUAGACGGAGACGUCAAAGCUGGAAAAGUCUGUGUGAUGACGAAAUGUUCCGAGUCCUAACCACGGUUUUCUUGAGACCGGUUAAGCCGUAAUACCGAUCUAUAUUAAUAUCGGUUUUGUAAAACUAACCGGGUAUUCAUACCAGAGUAACAAGAUGAAAUUUGGAGUACCUCCCCUGUAUUCGAUAAUCCACGCGCGUUUGUGUUUUGUAAGAAGACCAAAGAUGGUGACGACGACGAGCGUCGUCGGAGCUCCUUUGCUGGUUGCUCGGUCUCUCCGGACGCCGGUAAGUCCGAUGUGCUUCGCUUCCACCGCAAAUUCCGAGCUUCUCCGUUCCCAGCUCGAUCGGCUUCACGCGGAGGCCGAGUCCACUCGUGCCAAAGCAAAUAGUAAUAGGUUGAGACUUUUGAGAUUAUCCGAGGCUGCAGAGAAUCUAAGGAAACAAGCAGCUGUAAAUGUUCAGACAGGGAAAGAGAAUGAUGCAAGAGAGUUGCUUCUCCAGAAGAAAAAAGUCAUGCAAGCUUUGGACAAGGCUAAAGCCCGUAUCGAGCUACUCGACACCCUUUCUUCAAAACUUAACGAGGCAAUAUCUUUCAAGGAAAUACAGCUGAUUGGGAAUAUAUCUUUGGAUCUCGACGUAGAUAGAGAAAAUACUUCAGGUGGAAUUCACAUUGUAUCUCCAAAGCCCAAAUCUACUGAUGACAGGCAUGAAAAUGAUUUCACAGGCUUGGAUUCUCAAGAAAGUCAACUUAUUGAAAAGAACUUUGAGGAAUCCCAAGCAACUCUUGAAACCGAUGUUCAAGUACUGGAAGAUGCUUUAACUGGUCGCAUCUUCAAAGGACUGUCUUCUUAUGAAUCUUUUAUGGCAAAUCUAGACCAGAAACUUAGCAGAAUCGAAGCUGAACUAGUCACUGUUGUAAAUGUUGCGUCUUUGGUGCUUAAUCAUGAAGAUAAACCCAAAAAUCUGAAGGUUCAGCAGACGACAGAAAUUCUUGAUGAGAUUCGUUGCGUGAGGGAAAGAAUUGCAAAUAUCAUUGUCAAAGAGGCAAACAUAAGGUAGUGGUUCAAGACUUCAAGCUCCUUCUUUGAGCUUCAUAUUUCAGUUAAGAGAAUGAAGUGAAACCAGCGCAGUGAAGAGAAGCGAAACCCUUUCUUUACUCAUUCUGUUUAGACAGGUAUAUGGUCCUUUUCUUCCUGUGAUGUGAAUCUAAAUAGCUUCUAAGCUGGUACAUUAAAUUUUGAUGUGAUAUGAGGUAGAAUAUGGGCGUUCACGCUACUGUUGUGAUAUGGGAUGUUAAUUAGUUGUAUAUAUAUAUAUAUACUUAGGAACAUGAACUUUCAUGACAUAUCUUCCUUACAUAAAGAAUAUACUGCUAUAAUGUAUAGAUUUAAUAUUG